AUUAAUGUGAUGCGCGUGCACGCGAAGGGGAGUCAGAUUUCGGUACAACACCGGAAAAGGCAACUCUGUACAUUACAGGCAUAUGAGCUCGACAUCAAAGCCUAGUUAUGGAGGACACUGCAAAUUCUCCUUCAAAACCAUCAACGACCUCAGGCUCAUGGGUCACAUCUCCCUUCAUUUACCUGGUAAUCCUUGGCGUAACUGGUGUCUCUGCCGCAAUAGCGUUACAGAUUUUUAGGCAAAAAAAUCUUCAAAAUGAUGUUUCGGAUGAUAGAGCAUAUCAGAUAGGAGAUCCGCUCCGGAUUCUUCUGGUUGGAAAAACAGGAGUGGGAAAAAGUGCAACAGGCAACACUAUUCUGGGAAGAAAAGUUUUUAAAUCUGAGAUAUCCUCCUCCUCUGUCACUGGACAGUGUGAAAAGUUUCAUGCAAUGAUAAAUGGCAGAAAAGUAUCUGUCAUUGACUCUCCGGGUCUGUUUGACACCAGCCUGACUACAGAUGAAGUGAUCGACAGAAUUAAACUCUGUAUUCCACUCUCUGCUCCUGGUCCACAUGUCUUCUUAGUUGUGAUUCAGCUGGGCAGAUUCACUGAUGAAGAGGCAGAAGCUGUUAGACUCAUACAAGCAAUUUUUGGUGAGGAAGCCUCCACAUACACCAUGGCACUGUUCACUCAUGGAGAUCGGCUGGAGGACAAGAACAUUCACACAUUUGUGCGGGACAGCCCAAAACUGCUCAGUUUCAUCAAAACAUGCAGUGGACGAUACCACAUGUUCAACAAUAAAGAACAAAAUCCUGAACAGGUCAUUCAGUUGCUGGACCAGAUUGAUAAAAUGGUCACUGGAAAUGGUGGGAAGUAUUAUACCAGUGAGAUGCUUGAAAGGGCAGAGAGAGCGAUUGAGAAAGAGAAACAACGUAUCCUGAAGGAGACAGAAGAGCAGAGACGGAGAGAGAUAGAAGCUCUGAGGGCUACACUUGAAGGUGAGGCCUAUGAAAAAGCAAGGGAAAAGGUGAAUGAGGAUUAUGAGCAGCGGGCAAGAGAGGAGGCUGAGAAAGACCCUUCAUUUUUAGAGAAUAUAGUCAAUUAUGUGAAGGAACUAGUCAAAAAAAUGUUUGGCUUAUUUUAUUCAGACCCAUUGGACACGCCAUUUUUUAAAGCAUAUAUGAAAAAUUUGAUGAAACCCAAAGUUCUUCUGUAAUUACGCAAACUUAUUUUUCACCAUGUUUAAUACACUUGUGGUUUGUAAGUGCUAUGGUUGUAUCAUUAACCUUAUAGCUGUUAUAGAAAGUAUUUUAUAUCUCGCCACUGACUGGAAACUUUUAAACUUGAGGAAGUUGAACUAUGAAUAUGAGCAGCUAGCAAGAUACCGAGUUGAAAGAGACCUUCCAUUCCUUCCUAUAGUAAUCCAUAUUGUUUUGUUUUUUUGUUAUUGUUGUUUUCAAAGCAUUAAGCAAAUUCUGAUCACCUUCUGAUGUGACUGAAAGACUUAAUUAACCACUUGCAUCUUUUAAAAUCACAUGCCUUAAACUGAUUUUGUGUGCAAACUUUGUGAAUAAAACAGUAGACACAAGCAACAUACAUUCUAUCUUUUCUUUCCCAAA
Messenger RNA from Megalobrama amblycephala (Wuchang bream), 1596 nucleotides. RefSeq names its product GTPase IMAP family member 9-like. Bases 108 to 1193 code for a protein of 361 amino acids. Gene Ontology annotation, molecular function: GTP binding. The record is from RefSeq and is a predicted model, not a curated record. NCBI's taxonomy places the organism in Eukaryota, Metazoa, Chordata, Actinopteri, Cypriniformes, Xenocyprididae. The transcript is spliced from 4 exons.